AGCACAGAGAUAUUGAUUCUACAAUUUUCACUCAACAUAAUAUCCUACACUAUUUGAUUGAGGCCGUAGAAUCCAAUGGCUUCGCAAUCGAUGCCCCAAAACGACGGCGUAGCAAGCAAAAUUGUGGAAACGAUUAGGGUUAGAGUUCCUCAGGGCCAGAGCUCUUGUGCCAUGUCGAGCUCUUGCUCGACCAGAUUCAUGAUCCAGAACCACUCCAACUUCAAGCGAAGCGGUGCCCCGGCCCGGUUCAUGUUCUACCAGGCCGGUUCGUGGAUCGAUUUCCCGAGCGAAGUGUUCGGAGGUCUGCGAUUAGGGUUCUCCGAAGGCAAGCCUGUAAUCGACUUGUCGAUUGGAGGAGCCAAGUACCUCUUCGAUUUUCUGCGCAUGUUGCAGAUCGAUUUCGUGACCGAGAAUCAGAGGUCCAUUGCUUGGAUCGAUGAGAAUGGUAAGUGCUUUUUCCCCAAAGUUUUCGUCGACGAAGAGUUCGAGGAGGUGGAGGAGAAUCAUGCGAUUCCGAAGGUCGAGAUUGAGAUUCGAGUUGACAUGGGCGGGAAUUCGAAUUCGAAUUCGAAUAAUUCGGGUAAGCGGAAGAGAGUGGAAUUUGAAUCGAAUUCGAACGAGGACGAGGCCGAGGUCACUUCGUCUAAGAAGAAGCUGCGAGACGACGAAGAUGGUGCAGCGAAACGCCUGUGUUUAACGCCUAGUUGGCCGAAUGCGAAGCCUUUGAGCCAAGGAGAUAGAGAGUACUCUGUAUAUAGCAAUUUAUUGAUUAAAGGGCUUAGGAAGAUUGAUCUUGAAAACUAUGCUACUGUUACUGCAAUUCACCAAUGUACGCGUACAGGACCAUUGGAGAGAGCUCGCUCACAAGUUUUUGAGAAGCAGAUUGAGAUGAUCAAAGCAGCUCGUGGAACGUCCAAUGGUCCUGUGUUUGCGUGGUAUGGCGCUUCAGCGAAAGGCGUGGAGGGGAUUUUGAAACAUGGAUUUGCAGUGCCAAACAAUGGGACUGGUAUAUAUUUGUCCCACGUGGACUUACCUCAUAUAAGUGCUCUGCGAUUGGAGGCAGAUGAUAAUGGCGAAAAACAUUUAAUACUUUGUAGGGUAAUUUUGGGUAAUGUGGAAAGGGUAGGGCCUCAGCAAUGCCAUCCUUCUAGUGAGAUUUUUGAUACUGGUGUGGAUGAUAUUAAGAAUCCGAAAUGGUAUGUGGUAUGGUGCACCAAUAUGAACAGCCAUAUUCUUCCUGAGUGUGUUGUGAGCUUCAAAUCUUCAGGCUACUUGAGAGGACAUGGUAAGUAUCCAUUUUCCCAAUUAUUUUCAAAGAUGAAGAGUUCCCUUCCUGCUUCGAAAGUUCAGGAGUUGAUGGCUUUGUAUGACAUAUUUAAGGCUGGGAAGGUGGCUAAAGAUGUUUUUAUAAAACAGUUAAGAUCUGUUGUGGGAGAUGAGAUGCUGCGGUCAACCAUUCAGGAGAUUCAUACUUCAGAAUGGGGUUCUUCUUAGAUUUUGUUUCAUUUGGAGGAUUUAGAAAUGCUUUUGUCAUUUAUAUCUUUCACCUCAAAAAAAGGAAAGAAAA
This is a messenger RNA of Quercus robur (English oak), 1567 nucleotides long. Its product is annotated as probable inactive poly [ADP-ribose] polymerase SRO3. Gene Ontology annotation, molecular function: NAD+ poly-ADP-ribosyltransferase activity. Lineage: Eukaryota; Viridiplantae; Streptophyta; Magnoliopsida; Fagales; Fagaceae. The transcript is spliced from 4 exons. The coding region runs from base 76 to 1494 and encodes 472 amino acids. The record is from RefSeq and is a predicted model, not a curated record.